CUGUUUUAUUUUUAAUUUUUUUUUUAAUUCUACGAAAUAGCAAAACUUUACCAAGUACACAUAUCAAAAUCAAAUAUUGAAAACGCGUACGUAGAGCUCCAGAUGCCAGUAGCAGCCAUGGAAAUGGCGAAGAUGGCACUGAAUCUAUCAGUGAUGGUAAUGCUGAUCGCUGCAGCUGAGUCGGCCACAGUUUACACCAACCACACGGUGGGUGGCCCCGACGGCUGGUUCUUCAAUGCAACCACCAACACUUCCGCCACUAAUUACACAGCUUGGGCUGUCUCGGAAACCUUCAAUCUCGGUGACUUUCUCGUGUUCAACACCAAUUCAAACCAGAGCGUGGUCCAGACUUACAAUGAGAGCUUAUUCCAGAGCUGCAACACGGACGACGCGACGGACGACGACUACUUUCUCUACAACGGCGGCGUCACUAAUUUCAGCCAGGCGUUGACUAUCAGCUUCCCGUUGACUAUUCAGGGCCCCCAAUACUACUUCUCCGAUGCCGGUGACGACGGCGUACAGUGCUCCAAAGGCAUGGCAUUUGCGAUCUCCGUGAAUCGCGGCCUCGGACUGCCUCCCAGCCUCAACCAGCCCCCACCACCGCCAUAUAUAGAGCCUCCUCCAGACCCCGACUCGGCUCAGUCUCCGCCCGUGACGGUCAACGGUUCAUCGGAUUCGCCGGGAAAUGAUGCAUUGGCUUUUGGAACGAACGUGCGUGUGGUUCUGUGUGCCCUUCUCUUUGCUGUUGGGGCGCUGAUCUCCUGUUAGUGACUACUCCCUAGUUAGUGUGAAACAGUGAAAGGGAUAAAAAUGGUAUUUUGGAAUUCAGAAGAGGUUAUAUUGGUAAUUAACUCACUAGCGAUGUACAACUGUCCGCGAUAUAGAGAUCAAUAAGGGCGUGUUUGGACGUAGGUUUAAGGGCAAUUCAAGGGCUGGCUACAUUUUUUUUGUGCUUACUACUUUUAUUUGGGUGAGAGUGGAUUACCAAACACAGACAGUGAGAAAGGGUUGAGCUUUAUAUGCCGUGCUUUGUUUCUUAUUGAAGAUCAUACAAUGUAUUGAUUUUAACGUUAAUUUAUAUAUAUAGUUCUUGUGAUGCAA
This is a messenger RNA of Tripterygium wilfordii, 1101 nucleotides long. RefSeq names its product blue copper protein-like. NCBI's taxonomy places the organism in Eukaryota, Viridiplantae, Streptophyta, Magnoliopsida, Celastrales, Celastraceae. The record is from RefSeq and is a predicted model, not a curated record. Gene Ontology annotation, cellular component: plasma membrane. The transcript has 2 exons. Bases 103 to 768 code for a protein of 221 amino acids. Gene Ontology annotation, molecular function: electron transfer activity.